Penicillium psychrosexuale is the source of this 678-nucleotide messenger RNA. RefSeq lists its product as uncharacterized. NCBI's taxonomy places the organism in Eukaryota, Fungi, Ascomycota, Eurotiomycetes, Eurotiales, Aspergillaceae. Gene Ontology annotation, molecular function: carboxylic ester hydrolase activity. The record is from RefSeq and is a predicted model, not a curated record. The coding region runs from base 1 to 678 and encodes 225 amino acids. The transcript has 4 exons.
AUGUAUGAGAAAGGUCCCAACUAUGGAGAUCAUCGAACAAGAGCCCGGGGAAGCUAUAAAUUUUAUCCCAUUGAAGAUAAUAUUCUCGUCUUUUCCGACUAUGCCGCUAGAGCUAAGGUGGGCAAAUUAGCGCGAUUGCCAACAUUGGCAGGGAUUACCGAGCGUGAAUAUACAGCCCUAGUACCGUUAAGUCAAACAGCAGUUGAUGAGAGAGUAAUCUACAUGCUUGGUCAAAUGAGUUUUAACUGUCCCCUCCGGGAAUCUGUGAGGAUUCGAGUGAAUCGGCAGGUGCCCACUUGGAGGUAUCUAUACCAUGGAUAUUUUACCAAUCUCAGCCCAACUCCAUGGCUUGGAGCAUAUCACGGGGCUGAGAUACCUUUGGUUUUUGGGAACUAUAACAUGUCUAUGAUUCCUUCGUCGGCCAGGGAAGUUGAAGUCAGCCAAACCAUGCAAGGGGCUUGGGUUGCAUUUGCCAAGGAUCCUCGUACGGGACUGAGCAAAUAUGGACGGCCAGAGUUCAGCUUUGAUGGUAGAUUGAUGUUCUCUUGUUUGCGAUUUGAAGCUGAUCAUGGGAUAGAGCCAACCUUGAUCAGCCUCGCUCUGGAUAACACUGUUCAGGCAGUAUUUACUGGGAGUUCCUGGGAUACCUCUUGUGAAGUCGCUCGAUCUGAGCUGUAA